Molecule: messenger RNA, 3524 nt
Organism: Chiroxiphia lanceolata (lance-tailed manakin)
Lineage: Eukaryota; Metazoa; Chordata; Aves; Passeriformes; Pipridae
Gene: RRM1
Product: ribonucleotide reductase catalytic subunit M1
Biological process (GO): DNA replication; deoxyribonucleotide biosynthetic process
Cellular component (GO): ribonucleoside-diphosphate reductase complex
Molecular function (GO): ribonucleoside-diphosphate reductase activity, thioredoxin disulfide as acceptor; ATP binding
Source: RefSeq, a predicted model, not a curated record
AGGGCCGGGAGGGGCCGUGAGGAGCGGGGGGGCUGUCAGAGGCCGAGAGGGGCCGUGAGUGCUGUGAGGGACCCGCCGUGAGGGAGCCGGGACGCGGCCGCCGCCGCCGCCAUGCACGUCGUGAAGCGGGAUGGGCGCCAGGAGCGGGUCAUGUUUGACAAGAUCACGUCGCGCAUCCAGAAGCUCUGCUACGGCCUCAACGCCGACUUCGUGGACCCUGCUCAGAUCACCAUGAAGGUGAUCCAGGGGCUGUACAGCGGUGUCACCACGGUGGAGCUGGACACGCUGGCGGCCGAGACGGCGGCCACGCUGACCACCAAGCACCCCGACUACGCCAUCCUGGCCGCCCGCAUCGCCGUGUCCAACCUGCACAAGGAGACCAAGAAGGUCUUCAGCGAUGUGAUGGAGGAUCUCUACAACUACAUCAACCCUCACAAUGGGAAGCACUCCCCAAUGAUCUCCAAAGAAACUCUGGACAUAGUUCUGGCCAACAAAGAUCGCCUCAACUCCGCCAUCAUCUAUGACAGAGACUUCUACAACUACUUUGGCUUUAAGACUCUCGAACGCUCCUACUUGCUGAAAAUCAACUCCAAAGUCGCCGAGCGCCCUCAGCACAUGCUGAUGAGGGUGUCCGUGGGCAUCCACAAGGACGACAUCGACGCUGCCAUCGAGACCUACAACCUGCUGUCGGAGCGCUGGUUCACACACGCCUCCCCCACGCUCUUCAACGCGGGCACCAACCGCCCCCAGCUCUCCAGCUGCUUCCUGCUGUGCAUGAAGGACGACAGCAUCGAGGGCAUCUACGACACCCUGAAGCAGUGUGCCCUCAUCUCCCAAGUCUGCCGGGGCAUCGGCCUGGCCGUCAGCUGCAUCCGAGCCACGGGCAGCUACAUAGCUGGGACAAAUGGAAACUCCAACGGGCUCGUUCCGAUGCUGAGGGUCUACAACAACACCGCCCGUUACGUGGAUCAGGGGGGAAACAAGAGACCUGGGGCUUUUGCCAUCUACCUGGAGCCGUGGCACCUGGACAUCUUUGAGUUUCUGGACCUGAAGAAGAACACUGGAGAAGAGCAGAGAGCCAGAGAUCUUUUCUUUGCCCUCUGGAUCCCUGAUCUCUUCAUGAAACGGGUGGAAACCAACCAGGACUGGUCCUUGAUGUGCCCAAAUGAGUGUCCUGGCCUGGAUGACGUCUGGGGAGAGGAAUUUGAGAAACUAUAUGAGAGCUACGAGCGGCAGGGCCGCGUGCGCAGGGUGGUGAAGGCCCAGCAGCUCUGGUACGCCAUCAUCGAGUCCCAGACAGAGACUGGCACACCCUACAUGCUCUACAAGGACUCCUGCAACAGGAAGAGCAACCAGCAGAACCUGGGCACCAUCAAGUGCAGCAACCUGUGCACCGAGAUCGUGGAAUACACCAGCAACGAGGAGGUGGCCGUGUGUAACCUGGCCUCCAUCGCCCUCAACAUGUACGUGACCCCCGAGCACACCUACGACUUCAAGAAGCUGGCAGAGGUCACCAAGGUCAUCGUCCGGAACCUCAACAAGAUCAUCGACAUCAACUACUACCCUGUGCCAGAGGCCGAGCGCUCCAACCGGCGGCACCGGCCCAUCGGCAUCGGCGUGCAGGGCCUGGCCGACGCCUUCAUCCUCAUGAGGUUCCCCUUCGAGACCGAGGCCCAGCGCCUGAACCAGCACAUCUUCGAGACCAUCUACUACGGGGCCCUGGAGGCCAGCUGUGAGCUGGCCCAGGAGCAGGGCCCCUACGACACCUACCAGGGCUCCCCGGUCAGCAAGGGGAUCCUUCAGUAUGACAUGUGGAACGUCACCCCCUCUGACCUUUGGGACUGGAAGGCUUUGAAGGAGAAGAUUGCCAAGUACGGUGUGAGGAACAGCCUCCUCCUGUCCCCCAUGCCCACUGCCUCCACUGCCCAGAUCCUGGGCAACAACGAGUCCAUCGAGCCCUACACCAGCAACAUCUACACCCGCAGGGUCCUCUCGGGGGAGUUCCAGGUGGUGAAUCCCCACUUGCUGAAGGACCUCACGGAGAGGGGCCUGUGGAACGAGGAGAUGAAAAACCAGAUCAUUGCCCACAACGGCUCCAUCCAGAACAUCCCUGAGAUCCCGGACGACCUGAAGCAGCUCUACAAGACAGUGUGGGAGAUCUCCCAGAAAACCAUCCUGAAGAUGGCUGCGGACAGAGGGGCCUUCAUCGACCAGAGCCAGUCCCUCAACAUCCACAUCGCAGAGCCCAACUACGGGAAGCUGACCAGCAUGCACUUCUACGGCUGGAAACAGGGCCUGAAGACAGGCAUGUACUACCUGCGGACAAAGCCGGCCGCCAACCCCAUCCAGUUCACCCUGAACAAGGAGAAGCUGCGGGAGCGGGAGAAGAGCUCCCGGGAGGAGGAGGAGAAGGAGAGGAACAAGGCAGCCAUGGUGUUCCUGGAGAACAGGGAGGAGUGUCUCAUGUGUGGCUCCUAAGGGAUCGCCCCGUUCCACACGGCUGGAGCCUGCUGGGAUGGGAGCAUCCCGUGGAGGGAGGGGGCUGGGGCAGGGGCAGGGAGGGGUAGUGUAGCUUCCCCAUCCGUGGGGUUGGGCACAGGCAUGGAUAGGGGGCAAGGGGUGUAGGUAUUGCUUUGGUAGCUGGGCAUCCCAGGAACUUCAGUGCCUUGGCAUGGCCUUGCAUAGAUCCCUGGAGACAGCACCGAGGACAGGGCGGGUGCUGGGGCCACUCCCAGGUCUGUCCCGGGCAAUCCAGACAGGGACUUCCAUUCCACUCGUGUCCCAGAGGAAGGAGCACACCUGGCUGAUCCCUGUUCCCUGGCUGGGGAAGGCACAGCAAGGAGACCCCCUCGUGUGGGUGUGUUCAGUGUCUGCCAGGGCACAGGAGCAGCUGCUGGGACACCUGGAGUGUGCCCACCUCCUGCCAGACCCUCCUCCCACUGCUGCUUCCUCUCCUGGUCCCCUCCUGUGCCCUUUCCAAAGAGCUUUUGGAAGGAGCAGAGGGGUGGUAGGUGUGUUGGUACCUGGAGAGUUGCUCUUCUCCCUCAGCCCAACAGGCCAGAGUGUGGCACUGGCUGAAGGUGCCUCUGCAGUCUGGCCAGGAGUGGCAGAGCUGCUGCCCUGCGUUUUAUCCUGGGUUAAAUUCACUCAUUUGGUCCAAUUUCUCAGGCAGUUUCCUGGCAGUGGGGUCCGUGCUGUCCUUGGCCACAGGUCACGUGCCAUCCUUUGAGGGUCACAUGCAUUUCUGAGGGUCACUUGCCAUUUCUGAGGGUCACUUGCCAUUUCUGAAGGUCACUUGCCAUUUCUGAAGGUCACUUGCCAUUCUUUCUUGCAGAGCUGCAUUUCUCCACCCAGCUAGUUGUUAGGUCUUUCAAAGCUCACAUCCCAUGGCUGCUCCUGUUCCCUCUCCCUGCUCCAACACGAGGGGGCCUCCCAGGCAGUUCUGCAGCAUUUGUUGGAUUCACGACCCACACGACCAACCCUUGAUCCAGCCAAACUCAAUAAAACGUGGAAUGUCGAAGGAA